Messenger RNA from Botrytis fragariae, 2787 nucleotides. Its product is annotated as putative atpase aaa+ type core protein. The transcript has 5 exons. The record is from RefSeq and is a predicted model, not a curated record. Gene Ontology annotation, molecular function: ATP binding; ATP hydrolysis activity. Bases 1 to 2787 code for a protein of 928 amino acids. NCBI's taxonomy places the organism in Eukaryota, Fungi, Ascomycota, Leotiomycetes, Helotiales, Sclerotiniaceae.
AUGGAUUCAUCAGAUGGGUUUGAACAUAUUACGCAGCCUUUGGAGGAUGUAAAAGAGAAGGGUGUGGUGGAUAAUGAUGUUGUGAGUGGUGAGGGGAGAACAACACGAAAAACAAAAUUAACGACGACGAGGAAGAGGCUACCGGUGACAAACUCCAAGGCCGCUCAAACAAAUCCUGAAGAUGAGACGCCCGAAACACGUCCAACUUGGACCCGAAUGCAUCUUCGAUACUUGUCCACCGAAGUUUUGGAAGAAAACAACAUAGAUUAUGUAAUCGACAGUCAGAAUCCAGAGUACGUCUUGAUUCAACGUUGGGUUCCCGAAUAUGAGCAAGAUUUUCUUUGGGCUGCAACUCGUGCUUCACGUACCAGACGCAAUUCCGAGAACCGUCGCUCCAGCUCUCCAUAUCCAUCACGUGUUCGUUCCAACCGAGCUUCGUCGCCUGGUAUCAUUGAAGUCCGUGUAGGUAAGCAAGGAGCGGAGCUCAAGCUUGAUAUUAAUAGAAUGGAAUUUAAAGAUUGGGCAGGAUCAAAGUAUAUGGAGCAAAGAGGGAAACAUGUGCUGGAUGUUGCGGUGGAGGAUGGAAAAGCGAUCAGAGUUGCGAUCAACUCAGAGGCUUUGAGAGACGAACUGAGAAUAGUGAUAGGAGCUGGUGUGGGUCUUGUGAUAAGUGAAUGGCGUAGAGUUUUAACAGGGCCUUGGAAGGUACUUGUGGAAUAUGAGGAAGCGAUCAAAUCACGAUUGCACAAACUGGAGGAGAUGAUGAAAUCUCGAGACGAAACAUUGGCGGAAAACCCGGUGGAAGACAAAAACAAAGUGACCGAUCGAGUUCAUGAAGACAGAAGAUCAGAUCGCAAGGUCAGAUUUAGAGACCCCCCCUCCAGUUGCGAGGUUUGUGAUGUUGUCUAUCCUCCUCACGAAACCCCUCUCGCAUGCAUCGAUACUAGAGUGGCCCACUUAAAGUGUCUGAUCGAAUUCAUGGACUACGAUCUGAGACAUGUUUUCGACCUCCGACAACAGAUCAAAGACGGUUCUGUCACCGAAAUUGCUUUCACUGAUCUUUGGCAUUUAUUCAGUCCCGGCGAUCUGAUUGUCACCUACCCCAUGUCUCGUGCGUAUCGAGUCUUUCAUACAUCAGGUGGUCGGCUGCGUUUAUCUAAACCUGAGUUAUUUGAAAAGAAAACAGUGGGCUCGCCUUUCAAUAUUAACUGUUUUUAUAUGAAUUCUGAUUGGAAGACCGUUGGUCCGAUUCAUGAAACUUUAAGAAUAUCAGAGUAUGCUGGAAAGAAGCCAGUGUCGGAGCUACUAGUUGAGCUGGAUGGAAAGCUCAUGACAGAGAGAGUCACAGUUUUUCCCCUUAAACUACUCUCAAUCAGUGAACAGGAGGAGGAAACUUCACAUCUGAUUGCUAGAGGAAAGAAAUCGAGAGCCUUCAAGAAAGGUGAUCACAAGUAUUAUUUAGGCAGUGCUGGGGAGGAAGUGUCGAACUCGUCAAAUGAUGAAGACUUAAAAUUUGCAGGGCGACCACCAGGGUACGGGAUGGGCCCUUUCGUAAAUUUAAAGAAAGAACGCGAAGAAAUCAAAAGCGAAAUCAUCAUAGACAGCGAGUACGAGACUGAGAAUAAAGCUAUUGGUCUUUUUGACGCAAUUGAAUUCGAUUCCAGGGAAACCGCUGAGAAUUGCACUCAUUAUGGAGUAUCGAACAAUCAAUACUUCGAUGACCGCGGCUUUCAGAGAGAUUGUCGAUGCUCGGACUUGGUCGUGGAUAAUGUUGUUGAUAAUGAUCGUGCGGCCAAGUACAAAGAUGAUAUGCACCUCUUGCAUCCUUGUGAUGUUAACGAUGAACUCGAAGAUGAGUUUCUCAUGCUAUUGCCGCCCACGGUUGAAGGAUUCGUACUGGAGAAAAAGAAAUGGAAGAUGCUGAGUGUGGAUACGAUAAGUGAUCUGAAGCAAGAAAGCGUUGACAAUCCUGUGAAUUUCAAAGCUCUCAUGGUACCUGAAGGACACGAAAGUCUAUUGAAAGCAUUGGUGGGGACGCACUCCAGCAGUCAAUCACUUCCUUCCAAAACAAGCAGGGAUCCAUCAAGCCUAGCAAUUCUGCUCCACGGACCAAAAAGCACGGGGAAAUUUCUCACCGUGAAAGCACUCGCCUCUCAUUUUAACAGACCGCUGUACACCAUUACUAGCGCAGAUCUCGGUAUAACCACAUGGGAUGCUGCACGGGAGCUUGCUACCCAUUUCAAACGGGCCACAAAAUGGAACUGUAUAAUUGCAAUUCCAGACGCGGAACGUCGGUUCCCUCAUCGCAAGAGCCCUUCAGAUGGUGAUUCCAAUAUGUCAGGGUUAUUUCUAAGGGAAUUAGAAUUAUUCAAAGGCGUUGUUAUUUUAACAACCGAUACGAAAGAUGAUGUGGAGGAGCAAGUUGUGAGAGGUAUGAAUGUAUGUCUCGGAAGCGAUUUCUGGAGCAGAUCAGAAAACCUUCGAGUUUGGCAGCAAGUUUUGAAAAAGCGUGGAAUUUUCCUUGCAAAAGAUAAUGAUGAACUGCCGGCAGGAACUACAGCGACAAUUGCGGAAGCGGACUAUGAUCGUUGGUUGAGAUUCAUAAAUGGAGAAUAUAGAACAGGAAAGCGGUGGAGUGGAGUGGAAAUGGACAAUUACUUUGAUACAGCGUUGGCUCUGGCGGCAUAUGACACCGAUUCUACCAGCGGAUCGAUGUAUAUCUUGAAGGACAGUCACUUGAGUAUUGCAGCAAGGGUUACUGGUACUUCAGUUUUCUCCGUAUUGUAG